This is a messenger RNA of Alnus glutinosa, 3112 nucleotides long. Its product is annotated as linoleate 13S-lipoxygenase 3-1, chloroplastic-like. Gene Ontology annotation, molecular function: metal ion binding; oxidoreductase activity, acting on single donors with incorporation of molecular oxygen, incorporation of two atoms of oxygen; protein binding. Gene Ontology annotation, biological process: lipid oxidation. The transcript is spliced from 7 exons. Lineage: Eukaryota; Viridiplantae; Streptophyta; Magnoliopsida; Fagales; Betulaceae. The record is from RefSeq and is a predicted model, not a curated record. Bases 112 to 2844 code for a protein of 910 amino acids.
CCUUUCUCCUCAAAGCCAAAAGCAUACCAACUACCUCUAUUGCUUACCCCCCUCCUCCCUGGAGCACAAAGCCAGCCGCAAGAAACAGAGUUUUCAGAGAAAGAAAUCAAGAUGGCAAUGGCUAAAGAAAUCAUGGGUGUUUCUCUGAUUGACAGGUCUUCAUUUCUGACGAAGCAGAACAAGUUCGUUGUUAACCCAUUCGCGCUGCCUUUGGAGAAAAGGAGGGCGGUGCCUUUGAGGAAGGUCGUGAGGGGUCCUGUGGCGGCUAUCAGUGAGGAUUUGGUCAAGAAAGCUCUGCCUCCGCCUGUGCCUUCAGAUAAAACAGAGAAGCUUAAGGUGAGAGCCGUGGUGACGGUGAGGAAUAAGAGCAAGGAGGACUUCAAGGAUUCGAUUGUGAAGCAUUUGGAUGCUUUCACUGACAAGAUAGGGAGGAAUGUUGUUCUCCAGCUUGUCAGCACUGAAAUUGAUCCAAAAACAAAGGCUCCAAAGAGAAGCAAUGAAGCUGGGCUAAGGGACUGGUCAAAGAAAUCAAAUGUGAAAGCAGAGAGGGUUAAUUACACUGCUGAAUUUAUGGUCAACUCUAGUUUUGGUGUCCCCGGAGCGAUCACAGUGUCGAACAACCACCAAAGGGAAUUCUUCUUGGAGACUAUCACCAUUGAAGGGUUUGCUUGUGGUCCAGUCCACUUCUUCUGCAACUCGUGGGUGCAAUCUAGGAAAGAUCAUCCUGGAAAGAGGAUACUCUUCUCCAAUAAGCCAUAUCUACCAAGCGAAACGCCUGCAGGGCUCCGAUCGUUAAGAGAAAAAGAGCUUAGAGAAAUAAGGGGCGAUGGCAAAGGAGCCAGAAAAUUAUGUGACAGGAUAUACGACUUUGAUGUGUACAAUGAUUUGGGAAAUCCAGAUAGGGGAAUUGAUUUUGCUCGCCCAACUCUUGGAGGUGAAAAAAUUCCAUAUCCUAGACGGUGUCGUACUGGCCGGCCUCCUACUGACACUGAUAUGCAGGCAGAAAGCAGGGUUGAGAAGCCAUUGCCAAUGUACGUGCCUAGAGAUGAACAAUUUGAGGAGUCAAAGCAGGACUCAUUUUCUGCUGGGAGGCUUAAAGCAGUGCUUCACAACUUGAUACCAUCAUUGAAAGCCAGCAUCUCGGCUGAUAACCACGAGUUCAAAGGAUUUUCAGAAAUCGACAACCUCUACAGUGAAGGUGUCCUCCUUAAACUAGGGUUACAAGAUGAACUCCUAAAGAAGCUUCCAUUGCCUAAGGUUGUCAGCAAUAUGCAACAGUCCAAUAGGGGACUUAUCAAAUAUGAUACCCCCAAGAUACUUUCCAAGGACAAGUUUGCGUGGUUGCGAGACGAUGAAUUUGGGCGGCAAGCAAUUGCAGGGAUCAAUCCAGUGAGUAUUGAGAGGCUUAAGGUGUUCCCUCCUGUGAGCAAGCUUGAUCCUGAAAUCUAUGGUCCCCAGGAGUCUGCACUGAAAGAAGAACAUAUUUUGGGCUAUAUAAAUGGCAUGACAGUUCAGCAGGCACUGGAGGAAAAUAAGCUGUUUAUAGUGGAUCACCAUGAUGCUUACCUUCCAUUUCUGGACAGGAUAAAUGCUCUUGAUGGCCGGAAGGCUUAUGCAACUCGUAGCAUAUUUUUCUUGACCCCUCUUGGGACUCUUAAGCCCAUUGCUAUAGAACUUAGCCUUCCUCUUUCUGGACCAACUUCUCGAUCAAAGCGCGUAGUUACACCUGCAGUGGAUGCAACUACCAAUUGGAUGUGGCAGCUUGCCAAGGCUCAUUCCUGCUCCAAUGAUGCCGGGGUGCACCAACUCGUUAACCACUGGUUGCGUACCCACGCUGCCCUCGAACCCUUCAUAUUGGCUGCACACAGGCAUAUGAGUGCGAUGCACCCCAUAUUCAAGCUUUUAGACCCUCACAUGCGAUAUACAUUGGAGAUCAAUGCCUUGGCCCGCCAAAAUCUAAUCAAUGCUGAUGGUGUCAUCGAGUCUUGCUUCACUCCUGGUCGCUAUGCCAUGGAGAUAAGUGCCGCAGCAUAUAAAAGCUUUUGGCGCUUUGACAUGGAAAACCUUCCAGCCGAUCUUAUUCGCAGGGGUAUGGCAGUGCCUGACCCAACGCAGCCACAUGGUCUAAAGCUCCUAAUCGAAGACUACCCAUAUGCCACAGAUGGGCUCCUAAUCUGGUCUGCACUUGAGAACUGGGUGCGCACCUAUGUGAACCGCUACUACCCAAAUUCGAGCUUAAUUUGCAACGACAGAGAGCUACAAGCUUGGUACUCCGAGUCCGUCAAUGUUGGCCAUGGCGAUCUUUGCCACGAAAGCUGGUGGCCGACAUUGGCUAACGCUGAUGAUCUGGUCUCAAUCCUCACCACCCUCAUCUGGCUAGCAUCAGCACAGCAUGCUGCUCUUAAUUUUGGGCAGUACCCGUAUGGCGGAUACGUGCCAAACCGUCCACCCUUAAUGCGAAGAUUAAUACCCGAUCAAAAUGACCCCGAGUAUGCUAAUUUCUUUGCUGAUCCACAAAAAUAUUUCCUCUCGGCAUUGCCUGGUGUACUACAAACAACCAAGUUCAUGGCAGUGGUUGACACUCUUUCAACCCACUCGCCCGACGAGGAGUACCUCGGGGAGAGACAACAACCAUCAACUUGGUCCGGUGAUGCCCAAAUUGUUGAGGCAUUUUACGAGUUCUCGGCGGAGAUCAGACGGAUAGAGAAAGAGAUUGACAGGAGGAACCUUGACAGUGGCCUUAGGAAUCGGUGUGGAGCUGGGGUGUUACCAUAUGAGCUCCUUGCGCCGAGCUCGGGGCCUGGUGUAACAUGUAGAGGGGUUCCAAAUAGUGUGUCAAUAUGAAGGGGAACCAGGAGUCACUUUGGUCACAUUUUAUCGACUUCGAUAUUAGUCUAUCAGAUUUUUGAGGUGCACAUGACCGUUCACAAGAAUUUGUAUGUAGAAUAUUGUGUGCACAUUUUUAAGUUAGGGCUUUGUAUGCUAUAAAAUAAAGCUCAUUAGCACAACUUUAGUUUAAAUAAACAAAGUUAUUUUUUAAUGAUUCAAAAUUUUCAAGAUUCUUGUAUUUUUAUUCUUUUGAUCCCAUUAAUAGACAAGUAUUUUGCAUUUA